Molecule: messenger RNA, 486 nt
Organism: Chrysochloris asiatica (Cape golden mole)
Lineage: Eukaryota; Metazoa; Chordata; Mammalia; Afrosoricida; Chrysochloridae
Gene: NOL12
Product: nucleolar protein 12
Exons: 5
Coding region: 10-486 (158 amino acids)
Cellular component (GO): nucleolus
Molecular function (GO): RNA binding
Source: RefSeq, a predicted model, not a curated record
CUCACCGCUAUGGGCCGCAAGAAGAAGAAGCAGCGAGAUGGCGACGAUCGGCGGCCUCGACUCGUUCUCAGCUUCAAUGAGGAUAAGAGGCGAGAGUACCUGACAGGCUUCCACAAGCGGAAGGUGGAGCGGAAGAAGGCAGCUAUUCAGGAACUGAAGCAGCGGCUGAAGGAAGAGCAGAGGAAGCUCCGGGAGGAGCGCCACCAGGAGUACUUGAAGAUGCUAGCCGAGAGAGAGGAAGCUCUGGAGGAGGCCGACGAACUGGACCGACUGGUGACGGCAAAGACAGAGUCAGUGCUGUACGACCACCCCAACCACACGGUCACGGUGACCACCAUCAGCAACCUGGACCUCUCAGGGGCUCGGCUGCUUGGGCUGCCCCCACCUGAGCAAGGGGCCCAAGCCGAAGAGGAGGGGUCCGGCGUGGAGAAGCCCACCAAAGCCUUACCCAGGAAAUCCAAAGACCCCCUGCUGUCCCAGCGGUGA